This is a messenger RNA of Mesorhabditis spiculigera, 750 nucleotides long. NCBI's taxonomy places the organism in Eukaryota, Metazoa, Nematoda, Chromadorea, Rhabditida, Rhabditidae. The record is from the annotation of a GenBank genome assembly.
AUGGGCGACAUCGAGGCGAAGAUUAAGGCGUAUCGUUUCGUGGCCGGGGCCGCGGUGUUUUUCUGCGUCGUGGCCAUGGUGUCGAUUUUCACCACCCUGCCGAUGGUCUACGGGUAUAUGGUGAGGGCGAGGAAGAUGGUCGACACAAAUCUACAGUAUUGCAAGGAUUCGGCCACCGACAUUUGGUCGAAUAUCAACCAAAUUGAAGGGCAGCUGAAGAACCGGACGGCCAGACAGGCAUACAACCCCGGGCCUCAGACGUACAAUACUCGAAGCGGAAGUACGCGCACUAAUGACGGACAACAUGGGCCAGAUUUGGUUGGCACGGCCGGACAAACCCUAGCCGAUCUAUCCGGAUCCGGACAUGGAAUAGGGCCUGGCGGAGAGGGACCACCCGGACCUCCUGGACCACCAGGUCCGCCCGGAGAGGCCGGAAAGCCGGGAGGCGACGGACAACCUGGAGCUCCGGGAGAAGCCGGCGCAAACGAAGCUUCGGCUCCAAGUGAGCCCGGACCUCCGGGGCCACCCGGUCCCCCUGGAGCUCCUGGCCAAGAUGGAAUGGCUGUGGAGGGACAGAAAGGAGCACCAGGACCGCCUGGACCACCCGGACCACAAGGAGCCCCCGGCAUGGACGGAAACCCCGGCCCGUCCGGCCAAUCCGGAAACGACGGUCCUCUUGGCGAAAAGGGCAUCUGCCCCAGGUAUUGCGCCAUCGACGGCGGUGUCUUUUUCGAGGACGGCACCCGGCGA